This is a messenger RNA of Odontomachus brunneus, 3070 nucleotides long. RefSeq lists its product as uncharacterized. Lineage: Eukaryota; Metazoa; Arthropoda; Insecta; Hymenoptera; Formicidae. The transcript is spliced from 16 exons. The record is from RefSeq and is a predicted model, not a curated record. The coding region runs from base 281 to 2956 and encodes 891 amino acids.
UGGACACAACGCUCCGUAUUCCAUAUGUCUUUCGCUUAUUCUGAGUCUCCUGCAGAAAUAAGUAUUAGAGUGCCGAAAAUAACGACGUGCUGUCGUCAGGACAUAUCUCUUCCGAAUUGGCAUCUAUUUGUGUGAAAGCUCUUAGAACGCACCCAAAUUUAAAGAAGAGACUCCAGAGCCAUCUUGUGAUAAAGCGCCGAGACUAUUCGCGUACUCGCGGCUACUUGGAUCGCGCGCGAAACGGUCCCCGUUCGCGCUUGAAAUACUUUCGUUGAUCGCGAUGGAGUCGUUGUCCGAGUUGAAUUUGAACGAUUUAGACAACCUACUGCCACAGAUGAAGCAGAAGUUAUUGUCGGGGACGGAAAGCGCGCAGAUGAUAAUAGAACGCAUAUUGUCGAUCUUGAGAAAUGCAAGCGAAUCUAAACGGGCUGUUAUCGUGGGGAAACUCGUUAAUUCGGACAUGAUAUUCACCAUAUGCGAGGUCAUGCAAACGUCGGAUGAGAACUUCGUCAAAAUCGUUCUCGAAUGCUUCAAGCUCGCGAGCACGCACAAGGAAUUCUAUGAGAAUCACGCUGCCGUGACUGCCGUGAAGUCGAUGGCGAGACUCACUUACUGCGUAAAUAAGUCGCUGAAAGACUCGACAUUAUUCGAGAAGCUUGUACAAAGCAUUUGCAACGUGCUCGUUAGAUCAUCGGAAUUGGCCGUGGAUCUCAACGACGUGUGCGACUCGCAGCAGAUCAUGCUUCUCGUGAACAACCUGGACGUGGACGAUUUGCGACUAAAGCUUACCGUCGUGACGAUGCUGAACGUCGUGCUGCAGCGUGGGAUUUUCAACGAGAACGUCGACGAAGAGAUAAUCAUUGACGUGUGCUGCACCGCGAUAAGUUCGAUGACGAGAAUUGUGAAGUACAGCAAGGACGAUAAUGCAAUUUUGCUCGCUGUGGUGAUACUAUGCGGCACUUGCGCCGGCGGCUCCCGCAGGUUCUGCUGCGCCAGUCUCGAACAAAAGAGUCAGAUCGGCAACCUUACGAUUCAGCAGAGGAAGACCGAAUUGUUGGAUACCAUUUACAACGUGACGAUGACAAUAAUUAUACCCCACGUGAAGGAUGCGAACUUGUCCCGCAUAGAUCCGGUCUCGUUACACCAGAACCUCGUCUCUUGCCUGAGCAAUCUGUACCAGCUGAAGAGUUGCAAUCACGACAACUUGUCGAACCACUUGACCGCCAGUGGUUAUCUCAAGUAUUUCUUAUACUUGACCGUGCAAUCUCCGGAAAAUUUACGAAGGAGUAUCUGCAUAUUGCUAUCACGAAUCCUAUGUAUCCUCGGCAAAACGGCAUUCUCCAAGGACGCGGACAAGUUUAGAAAUGUUUUGUACGUGGGUCUUCUCGAGCUGCCGAAGGAUUCCGCGGAUCAGUGGAACAAUGUAAUAGCGCGUAGAGGGAAAGCUGAGACUGCUCUUGCGAUCCUGCUGUACUACCAUUACCACGGCACUCAGGAAAACGACAUAGUGUCCCCGCAGUCACUGAUCGCUCGGGUCAGGUUAAUGUUGCCGUCAAAGGCAAUACUGGUCUCGGUUUUAAAACCACUGUGGUUCUUGUUUGCCGUUACGUCUCUAUCACAUCCAUAUGCCAGUUUGACAUAUCAUUAUGAAAGCGCGGCUGCUCGAUUGGCGAAGAUCUUACACGUGAACGAAUCGAAAAUAGGAAAGUUUUAUACCCAUCACGUCAACCUUAUGCAGCAUUGCCUCGUUCGCCCAGAGUAUUCGCAACGCGUGGUGAAUAAAGUCUUAGACUUGUGGCUGAUCGAAUCCGACGGCGACAUCGAACCGUUAUUGCCGUUCAUUUGCACCAAAGUGGCCCGCCGUUUACUGGUUGUGAUGUACGCCAAUUGCCAGCCGCGUGUUAUGAGCUUAGCUGCGAAAGCACUUCGUCAUUUGGUUGAGAUCGGUCAUCGAUAUGUCGAUCACAUUGUGGAUAUCGUUUGGUAUAUGCUGCCGAAUAUUCUCUCAUCGUGCGAAUCGGACACCGUCGCGUAUACAGAGGUUCUGGAAUUAACUAAUAUUACCCGACCGCAUACAGUGCCGACGCAUCACAUAGAACGCUGCGCCAACAGCAUCGUCAAUAUCAUAUCGAAGAAGACCACGAAUUUGAAAUUCAUGACUUCGAUUGUAAAGCAAGCGUACGUCUUUUUGGACGCCACUAAGUCACGCAACUCGUUCGGAGUGCUUAAGAUCUACAUAAAGAACGCCGAGCUACUGAAGAAUCUGUACGUCUACGGAUUUUCGAAAGAGAGAUCAGAAUUGUCGUCGGUUAGCGUGAAGCUGCUGACGUACGUUGUGCAUUGUCAGAAGAAAUCCUCGAUCAAGUGCGAACAGUCGUUGAUCGUCCGCAUAAAAGCUUUGGUUGAGCUGUUAAUGCACGCGGCAAAAUCGCUGUGCUGCGCAAUAAACGGAUUACAACUAAUACGCGAGCUUCUGACGCAGAAUGUUAAUAGAUCGGCUGUCGUCUUGCAAGAGAUCGCAGCCAAUGCCGAUGCCGACGACACUGACAUGCUUAUCAAUCUUUAUGAAUUUCUCCAUAUGGCGCACGUACAGGAAUAUCCAGUGCAAAGAGACCUGGUAUAUCAGUGUUUAGAAGCUCUGUUGAAUUUUUGUAACGCCAAGGUGCCCGAGCUGAUACCUCUUCUUUGCACCGUGAUGAGUAAUUACAAUCUCUUCCUCGACGUCGUGAACACGCGACAUGUGUCACGUCACUUCGUGAAAUACGCCGUCGUGUGGCUUCAUUAUCGCAGGACGACUUGUAACGACGUACCGUGGAACUCCAGAUCGUUGUACAAGACGCCCUUUGACGAAGUUCUGGACCAGCUUAGGGAGUAUUCCGCGAUCGUUAAGAAGAAGGGCCUGAGGGCCUAUUGGGACCUUCAACGCGCGCUGUCGCAGUAUCCGAGUGAACAAUAAUAAAACUCGUAUAUCAUAUCACGUUGUAUCACAGUACAAGUGGCUUAUGUCGUUUAGCGAAGUUGCAAACGCGUUCUAUCUCUCAUUUUUCCUCCUCUUUACGUUUUUACGAAA